AUGGCAAGCAAUGAUGUGCAAUUGCAGCACACACAAGUGUCGGCCAUUGGCGAAAUUGAGCCGCUGCAUGUAGGUGCUUUGUUUGAGGCGCUAGCACGCAUGGUGCAUGUCCCGCCGCAAGGGUUUGUCGAGCGCGAGACGCUUCUGCAUCGCAGUGACGACGAAGCAGCGCGCGAGUUGGAAAUGUCGGACACGCAAUGGAGCAAUGUACGCCGCGCCCGUGAUCAGGUCCGUAUUUCUGUGCGUACGCAAGGGAAGACGACACAGUUUGUGCUGCCACAUCCCCCUGCGCCCCCGGGUGCAGCGCCUACAGUGGCUGUGCGCAACGUCGUCAUGGUCGAGGAUCUUACGCCGGAUGUGCCAUGGGAAGAAACGGCCACGGAGCCACUCCCUCUCGAUCCAGUCCAGAUCUUCAGUAUAUCCAUGGAGGAUUUGGCUACGAAAGCGGUUCACCGUCGAGGCUGGGACGAGUUUGCGUACAUGCUGAAUUGGUCCCCCGAACGCUCAUGGAUGCGCUACGGCCUCCGGUAUGUGCUUGUCUCGCAGAACCCGCUCGUCUUGCAUGAGCUCUUGGUGUUUCGUAAGAUGGAUUGGACGAUUGACGCAACGAAUCGGCCGGCAGAGCUGACGCCCAGCUCGGCCAUUCACGUCCGCGCUGUGUCGACCUUGCGCUCUGACGUCGGCGCGGGUGUCCCGAAAAAGAAGCAGGACGAGACAGCCCGCGCCUUGCAGUAUGCGAUCCAGCAUACGCAGCAAAUCCAAAAAUCACUGGACCCUAUUGUACCUCUACGUCGUGACUCGUAG
Malassezia pachydermatis is the source of this 804-nucleotide messenger RNA. RefSeq lists its product as hypothetical. NCBI's taxonomy places the organism in Eukaryota, Fungi, Basidiomycota, Malasseziomycetes, Malasseziales, Malasseziaceae. The record is from RefSeq and is a predicted model, not a curated record. The transcript is spliced from 2 exons. Bases 1 to 804 code for a protein of 267 amino acids.